This is a messenger RNA of Pieris napi, 3279 nucleotides long. It is a transcript of the gene Rilpl, whose product is annotated as RILP-like protein homolog. Gene Ontology annotation, biological process: cilium assembly. Gene Ontology annotation, molecular function: protein dimerization activity. NCBI's taxonomy places the organism in Eukaryota, Metazoa, Arthropoda, Insecta, Lepidoptera, Pieridae. The record is from RefSeq and is a predicted model, not a curated record. Gene Ontology annotation, cellular component: cytoplasm; ciliary basal body. Bases 99 to 1229 code for a protein of 376 amino acids. The transcript has 9 exons.
CUUUUUUUUUCAGUAAUAAUGGCGCACUUGCGAAAGGUGGAUAGUUUUCUCUAAAAUCCUUUUAUUUAGUGCGGUGAAGUAAAAAAGUGGUUUUAUUAAUGCCGUACCGCAGGCGUUUCUCCGUCAAAAUGCCGGAUUUCGAUGACGAUGUGACCGUCGUUGAUGUGUACGACUUGGCUUCAGAUAUUGGAAAGGAAUGUGAAAUAAUAAUUGAGAAGUACGGCCCUGAAGCCGUGACUGCACUUCUACCGAAAGUGAUAAAUGCUCUAGAACUCCUGGAAAACUUAGCAGUUCGAAACGAGAAAGAAAAUCGGGCAUUACACGAGUUGACCGCUAAGAUAUCCCAGUUAGAAAACGAUAAGAUCGAAAAAGCAGAAUACAGACAACGAUUUGAAAAGGAAAUAGAAGCAAUUGAAGAGCAAUGGAGAACAGAAUCAGCAGAACUAGUCACAGCUGUAGCAAGGUUACAAGAUGAAAACAAACGACUGAGAAGAACAGUUAACUCGCCUGCGGACGGUGAGUUUAGAUGUACAAGUGCGCCCCCUUCACCGGCGCGGGAACAUGAUCAAGAGGUGCUAUCACGGCUCAGCAGUACUGCCGAGAAACAGAGAGCUACUCUUCGCCAUCAGGAGCUGCAAUUGCAAGAGAAGCAGCAGCUGAUUGACAGUUUGACGAACCAAGUAGAAAAGUUGGCGCAAGUCAGCCGCGAUCUACGACGAAAGCAUAAGCAGCUGCAAAAUCAAAUGCGCUUAGUAUGCGAAGAAAGAACAGAAUUAUCGGCUAUAGUUCAGUCCCAACAAAGAGACAUCACUGUUUUACAGCAAUCGGACGCACAGAACAAGAAGUGCGCAUCGUGCGGUGUAACGUUUCCUGAAGGCACAGACGAUGAAGACCAAUCGUCGAAACCGACAUUCAGUGUUCGUGAGCUGCGUGCAAUAUUACACGAGCGAAAUGAGUUGAAACUUAAAUUGAAUAGGGCUGAAGAGCAAUUGCAGGCGCUACAGACGGAGCCGCAACCAGAUAGCAGCGGCUCGGACACAUCGCCAUCUCUUACUAGCACAGUACCGGAAGAGGACGAGGCUCCCGUACAAGGACCACUUCCAGCUGAACCGGACGACGCGCCGUGGAAACGUAACAGCGGAAUAAGGAAGUUGUUUCGGCUGGCGACAUGGCGCGCUGAAGGGAGACGAUCGCCACCUCCAAGGAUCUCUUUCGGCCCCUGGUAUUAGAAUCAGAAAGAUUGCAUAAAUUGCUGAACAACUGUAUUUUCUUGAACCCGACUUGGAGUUCGUUUAAAAGUUAAUUUCAACAUUAUUUGCAUUCAACGCAUAGUGUUUAUUCGUUUGGAUGCUUAGUGGACUAUACAAAAGUGUGGUUACGCUAAGCUACCCUUAAUACUGUUUUUAUCACUCGUAUGACUUAUGUACUACACCACGCAAGAUUUUUUGGUACUGAUUUGCUUUAACUUUAAAGACACUGUUAAGAAGAUUGUUGAAUUAAUUUAUACCAAAAACAUGUUCUUUCAAACCACAUUUCACGUUUCAAAAUAUUAAUAGCUUAUGUAAUAUUAAUGAAAAUAUUUAUUCAAAUGGCCUAAUAAAGUGAAUUCUUCGAAUUGUUCUGUCAUUUGACCUCUAUACAUUGGUUUUAAGCCAUUCUAAGUAUUAAGUUACCAAAAUGAUUAUUUAUUAAAAAAAACAACUGUUUCUAAAAGUAGCUCAUAGACCAACUAAAGUUAUCCGUUCUUCCAUACUUUUAGGAGGGUAGAUGUCACAAACGAUACAUAAUUUACGUUUGCAAAGUUAUCUCUCAGAUAUUACGGUUAUGUGGGUAGUUUGCAAAUGUAACCGGUCUGUAUCUUUCAAUAGACUCGACUAGAUGAUGUGCCUCAUACAAUCACUUUUUAAUCAAUAGAGUAUUUCGUAGGAUGUUUAGAAUAAGUGUGCGGGACCAUAACCCCGCUAGUGUAAGAAUAUAUUCAUUCCUAUUUGCUCGUUUUUUAGAUCUGUCUGUCUUUGUUAAAAACGCUGGCGUUAAUUUUAUGAUGAACACUGCAAAGCCAUAAGUCAUGGUAUGCUCACACGGCGAUAUUUUAGGUUCUGAUAGAAAAAUACCCGAUCGUUUAAGGUUUUUCUCGUCUCCCAUAUUCAUUGAAACUUUGCUUAAUCCAUAUCCCUUUAGUCGUAGCAGACAACCGUAAUAUUUUUGGUUGCAUAUGGAUAAGCGUAGGUAAUAUACGAUUUUGAUCCUUCAUAGGCAUGGGAGUCUCACAAACAUCAGAAUGUUUGUAUGGCAACUUAUGCCAAUGCAGUUAUGAAGGAAAUGAAAGUGAUAGUGUAGACAUACUAUUUCCCCAGCUACUAUUGUCCCAGCUCUUAAUUUUGUAUAUUAUCAGCUAAAAACAUUCAGAAGUUUUACCUCAAAUCGUAUUUUUAAUUUAACUAACCUUGCUGUUUAAAUAUUUUGGAGCGAUUUUAUGUGUCGGUGGUUAUAUUUUUAUGUAAAAGCAAGUUAAUGACGACAGACAGCAAUUUAAAAUAAGUAAUGCGUUAAUAUAUUUUAUAAGUGACAUAUUUAUUUCAAUGUCAGAAAUGCUAGUCACCGUAUUGCUGGGUACUAGAUUUAAGAAUGUUUUGGCAUCAUGACGGUAACUUAUUAUGUACUGUUUGUUUUUAAGUUCAAUAUUUUAUAGGCAAUCUAUAAUCGAAGAACUUUAUUUCCCUUUAUGACCAAUUACAGAGGAAUAUUAUAAGUAAUAUGAAGUGUAUUUUUUUUGUUAUGGUAACCCACAUGCUCACAUAAUAGUACUAUUAAUACGGCAUGAUCUUACCGUACGGAAUUCUCAAUUCAAUUUUAAUUUCUAUUCCUGAUUUUAGAAAUUCAGGCACAGAAAUUAUAACAUAUAUGUUGAAUUUAUUUAAAAACGCUGUUAUACUAACACAUUUCCUUCAUGUAAAGUUCUCGACUUAGACUUAGCUAGCCUUGAUUUGUUGAAAACAAUGCGAUACGAACAAAACGUUCCGUAUAUAAUCAGUAAUUAAAUUAAACCUUCGAAUCUUUCGUUCUAGAUAAGUGGUUUAAGUAUAAGCUACUUAUCAUCAUAAACAUUACAUAACGAUUUACCGUCUUGAAUAAAUCACAAGUUUUGGGUUUUUGGGAACAUUCACUAAAUCUAUCAUUCCAUUAUAUUAUUCUUUAAAUGUUUAUUAAAUUAAAAAUUAAGACUAUGUAUCAUUGUGAUUAAUGUUGACGGUGUCAAAUUAAAUAAUGUUUAUAUGA